GCAUUUCGUCGGAGCCUCAUUUGAGAUGGACUUUCUUUCCAAAUCUCAACAUUCAUAGAUCGAACCCAGCAAGUUGGAAUAUGUCGUCCGUCUUUCAAUAUAAUUCUUCGUUCACUUUCAGUCAUCCAGGUUGGGAUUCCGACCCAGUUGCUGACUUUGCCGAACUGGCUCUUGCUCAAGUAACUGCAAGGACGCCAGACCCUGGCCCAAUUGAAGACUUCACAACAUUCGCCCAGCAACUCCAUGCGACUGGCUUACCAAUUGUCGAAGCCGAUGACCUACAAGACCUCAAAGAUGGCGCUUCCAUAGGUUCCGGUACAACCAUGACCGUCUUCAAAUACCUCUGGAAGUCAAAGAACAGAGUUGUCGCUGUUAAAAGAGUCAAUCUCGGAAUCGCCCUCGGCCAGUCCCAAGACGAGACUCACUCUCAGGAAUACUCCGACCUACUCAAAUCGCUUCUCAGAGAACUGAGAGUGAUGAACCAUCCCUGGUGCAAAGCCCAUCCGAGCUUCGUUGACCUCCUGGGAGUAAGCUGGGAUGCUGUCACUUGUGAUGAGGGCAUCAGUAGUUAUCGACCCGCAAUGAUCGUUGAACUGGCAGAUCCAACGACACCGCAGUUGAGAGACUUGGUGAAAAGGUCUCGAUAUCCUCUCAGCCUCAAGGAGCAGCAAGUGAUGUUUGAUCUGCUUACCGACAUUGCUGAGGGAGUUACUAUGUUACAUGCCAUGAAAAUCGUGCACGGAGACUUGAAACCUGACAAUAUCCUCUUAUUCCGGACGAAAGACCGUUUAGUGGCGAAACUGUCUGACUUUGGAUUCUGCAGUCCCUUUACUGAUACUAAGUUCAAAAUUGGCGGAACUCUAUACUGGAAUGCCCCGGAAUGCAUGCCAAAUGCCCCAGAAGAACUGCGCGGUUUCCGAGAUACCAUAACUCGGGACCUUUACUCUUUCGGGCUGGUAAUGUCGUACUCGCUCUUUUCUACACUGCCGUACGGAAGUGUGACGGAAGAAGACACGGAAGCUGUGGAAGUUCAAAGGUGGAAGCUGGAAAAAGAACCCACCAUGUUCCUAUACGACAAGAUUCUCUCGUACGCUCCAAGUCUCCAUGCAAUCCCAGUUCCGUUAGUUGAAAACCUGUAUGCAGCCCAUCACCAACCUCAAGACCUGUUGUGGUUUCAGAUAUGGGCUGCAAUAACAGAACUACUGCGCCGGCAACCCAAUGAACGCAAUAUAAGGAUGGGUCAAAUAUAUUUGGCCUUCAAACAGCCUCAGCGGCUGAGUGAGAUACUCAUGCCGCAGACGCAUGGACGGAAGGAUGCAAACUUGAAUGCUGUUGAUGUGACUCGAUCGUCUGUCCUCAGACCCAAAAUCGUUUCCAGCAUGGCUCAAGGCAUCCCUCAGCGCCAGUUUAGUAAGUUCGAUGCCUUCAGACUAGGCCAAAUCCCGACAGCAGUUCAGUCCCUACUUCUCCAGGACUUUGAGCAGAGAUACUCAUCUGCCAUUAAUAGCAGUCAAGAAGCUGCUGAUCUGGCACUUGUUCUCUCAAACUGCCACGGCCGAGGGUUCGGCUGCCAUCCGAGUCCUGAGAAGGCGCGGGAUUAUGAAGUACUGGCAGCUCAUGCAGGCUCUGACGCUGCUCAAAUUCAAGUACUCUGCCAUGGUCUUCUUGAUGGCUUCGAUGACUCGGUGACAGCCGAGCAGAAGUCUGACUGGCUACAAACUGCUAUUUGCGAUAUCUUCUCCCCUCUCCGGCACCAUCUCUCUGACGUCAAGAGGGAAUCGUUUCAAGGUGCCUUGGAACGCAUUCCGGGCGACCUACUUCACCAUGCACUGCUGUACUCAUUCGUCAAGUCGUAUAUGGAUGAAAGAACAAUCUAUAACCUCGCUUUCGACGGUGCGGCAGAGGAUGAGCUGUUCUCUCUUGUAGUCAAUAACAACAUGGAUGAGCUUGUCGCAGCCUUGAAGUCAGACAUGAGGCUCUUGGGUGGAAAGAAAGACGGUUUCACGCUAUUACACGUCGCAGCGGACUAUUGUCAACUGGUCCAGGGGUUCAAGAUGCAACCUGACACGAAGUCUGAUCAUGGCGUCACACCAAUCGAGCUGGCUGUUGAAACGGGAAGUGUCGACUGCGCACAGCUGCUCAUCUCCCUUGGAGCUGAUAUCAAGCCUCUUGCAGAUCAAGAGCUUUUCACAUCUGCUGUCAUGACUGGAACCCGUAGCAGCCUCAAGAACAGUCCCGUAAAUGGAAAUUUCGCCAUGUUGUCGCUCCUCUGCAAAGCAGUUGAAGAGGUAUCUGGAGAGACGUCUGGAAAUGAAGCAGUCCAAGCCUUGAUAAGCGGGAAGUAUACCAUCGGUAUGCUAGACGAGGAGAGUGAUUAUGUUGCUCCCAGCUCACCCCUCGAACUCGCAGUGUCCGUUCAGAACUAUGACUCAAUCAUAGCCUUGCUCAAUCUUGGCGCUAAUCCCAACGUUUACACCUACUUGCCACCACUGCACAUCGCCGUAUUCUUGCGGGAGCCGAUUCUCGUCCUGCUGUUGCUGACCUAUGGAGCCCUUCCAAAUUUGACAAAUCGCGCCGAUGGAGAGACGGCAUUGCACUGCGCCAACGAGGUGAACAUGACAGAAUUUUCUGAAGCUCCACGAAGCGGCAUCAUUGAAUGGCAGCAGUUUGUGAAAGAAGGAAUCAAAGCAAUCGAUGUUGAUAGCGAUGAAUCUUUGAGUGCUAGGGUCAAAGCAUGUAUCACGAUCUUGUUACACUUCGGUGCAGAUCUGGAGGCGCGCAACUCUGAAGGCCAUACGGCUCUGGUGCAAGUGGUUCGGAUAGGUGAUUACACAACUGCUGAGUAUCUACUAGAGAUGGGAGCAGAUAUUGAGUCCAGGAAUGAUGAAGGAAAUACUGCCUUGCUGGGGUUUGAGUCAGAAGAGGUCCAGCAAUGGUGCAGGGGUAAGGGGCUUGGCAGUGGAACUCAGUAA
Messenger RNA from Fusarium redolens, 2972 nucleotides. Its product is annotated as kinase-like domain-containing protein. The transcript has 7 exons. Gene Ontology annotation, molecular function: protein binding; ATP binding; protein kinase activity. Gene Ontology annotation, biological process: protein phosphorylation. The record is from RefSeq and is a predicted model, not a curated record. Lineage: Eukaryota; Fungi; Ascomycota; Sordariomycetes; Hypocreales; Nectriaceae. Bases 81 to 2972 code for a protein of 963 amino acids.